This is a messenger RNA of Sardina pilchardus (European sardine), 2451 nucleotides long. Its product is annotated as tumor necrosis factor ligand superfamily member 11-like. Lineage: Eukaryota; Metazoa; Chordata; Actinopteri; Clupeiformes; Clupeidae. The coding region runs from base 108 to 851 and encodes 247 amino acids. The transcript is spliced from 3 exons. Gene Ontology annotation, biological process: immune response. The record is from RefSeq and is a predicted model, not a curated record. Gene Ontology annotation, molecular function: tumor necrosis factor receptor binding. Gene Ontology annotation, cellular component: membrane.
UUCGGUCGGAUUCUUAACUGUGGUGUGGCAAUCCUUAAAGUUGGAGGGUCUUGAAUUUCCUAUAACCUAGCCUACUCCUGGAGUGGCUUAUACUGCGUAGAGCUGACAUGAAGAAUUCUCUUGCGUCAAGACUGCAGGCAAAUUCGCCGGCAUCUGUUCCCAAAGUCAUCAUCAUCUUGGUGGGAUUGCUACAAGUUGUGACUUGCGUCGUUGUUGUAUUACACCUAAAAGGACACAUUAAGGCACAUGGGGCUGACAAAAGCCCUGUCCAAGCGGAGCCAUUGGUAGAGCUUCGUGAAAUGCAGCAACUCCGAUCUCUCAAGAGAUCUAGACAUAGGACUCCAGUAGCUCAUCUACCGAUAAAUCCAUCAAGCACACACACAGAGAGAGAGGUGCGGGCUACUAUGAUCCACUGGAACGCUGAGCAGGGAUACCUCUUCCAGUUUGGAUACCAUGACGGGCGAAUCCUGGUGCGAAAACCAGGCCUGUACUAUGUCUACACCAAAACAUGUUUCCGUUACUAUGACGAACUGGAGCCGGGCCUCACGUCCCACCCGCGGGGAUAUCCCUCGGACCGGCGCCUGGCGGCCACCGCCAGCCCCGUCCAGCUGAUCCAGUACGUCUUCCACGAGCGGCCCAGCCGCGGCGCCCCUCCUAGGCCCACGGUGAUCAUGAAGAGUGGGAGCACACAGCACUGGAGGGUCGGGGGGUACCACAUGUACUGCCAGCAGCAAGGCGCCACUGUCGCACUGAGGACUGGAGAUGGCCUGUUUGUUCGGGUGUCCAACUCCUGGAUGCUCGAUCCUGAGGCAGAGGGUAGCUACUUUGGGGCGUUCAGGAUAAGCCAUUGAAUUGUAGUAUAUAGAAUGUAGAGAGGUACUGUAGGUCGGUAGGUAGAUAGAUAGGCGAUGAGAGAGAAAGAGAGCGAAAGCAAUACUGACAAAGACAGGUUAGUCUGUGUUUAUGUGUGGUCUCUGAAAGUGUUUUGUCAUAGAGCCUAUAGCCAGACUUGGGCUAUUUCUAAUCUCCUAAACAGGGGUGUAGUGGAGGCUGAACGCAAGUAAACCGUUUAUCUGUCUGCCUCUGAAAUUUCAGACGUAGAGUUUAUCCACCUCUUGAGAUUAUCCACCUCUCAAAAGACUUCAUAAACUAAUUGCAACUUUUAACAUUCAAAAAUCACACUGUAUUAUACACAUUUACAAUACAUAGUGCACUCAUCAACACUCUAGGAACCUUUUAAUAUACCACUGGUAUUUGCAUAAACAUGGAUAAUAUCCUCCACCAUUAUCAAAUGUUCUGAACGCCUUUUCUAAAAAUUCCGAUAUCACAUGGUGCCGUCCACCUUACCGUGAUCACAGAAUACAUUGUUUAUACCCACCUCUUACUUACCACUAUACCCCUGCUCCUAAGGCUUUGAAUGGCAUAUAUACAGACAAAACACACUGGAGACUAGGCAGGAACGUAGUUGGGUAUAGACUGCUUGGACUGUGCAGAGGGGGAAAAUGCCAUUCAUUUUCAUUACUAUGACGCCAAACAUGUUCAGCCUGUAAAAAAAAAAAACAUUCUGUAAUGCAUUUUCCAUAAAACAGCUUUUGGGACAUUUCACAAUGUACACCAAGUCACACGAAUGUAAUGAUUUCUUUAUGAGCAUUUGGCUCUAAUUUAUUACGUUUACGUUGAUAUAAACUAAACACAUACCAAUAUAUGAUUUAUUUUAUUCUUUAUUGCUAACAGAUGUUUUUACAGAACAGAACUUGUCAAAGUCAUUAUUAUAGCUGAGGUAUAGAGCCAUCAAUCACAUUAUUACCACCUGCUCAUUUGCAGACAUAACGUAUAGCACGUCCUUAGCACAUCAGCUGGAUGCAAACCAUGACAUCUUUCCUCAAAGACUGUGAGAUGAACACAAAUCAUUGCGUUAGUGCAGUGAGUGAACACAGUUUUGCCUCGGGAAUGCAGAGAACAACUUUGUUUUUCGUGAGAGGUGGCUAUGUCAGCAAAUCUGUGAGAUCUGGAUACUAUAAAGCUGGAAUAAGCUCAUCGUAUUCGGUUUUACAAGACCACUGCAGUCAGCAAGAAAUAACUGAUUGGAGUCAGGGUGAUUUGGUAAUCUUUUCUUACACAGCCAGAAUUAGUUACUCAUUUCAUGUCUCUAGGGGAUCUUGUGUAUGGUAAUUAAGUAAAUCAUCUUCAAUUAUGGAUUCACUUGAUAGUAUUAUAGUAUGACAUAGUAACAUAACUAUUCGUUUUCAUGAGAUGUUCCCAACUGUCCUUUCUUUCAGUGCACGUAUACACACCCACAGACAGACAGACACAGACACAGACACAGACACAGACACAGACACAGACACAGACACACACACACACACACACACACACACAGUCACACACACACACACACACACACACACACACACACACACACACACACACACACACACACACACACACACA